Panonychus citri (citrus red mite) is the source of this 873-nucleotide messenger RNA. RefSeq lists its product as uncharacterized. Lineage: Eukaryota; Metazoa; Arthropoda; Arachnida; Trombidiformes; Tetranychidae. The transcript is spliced from 3 exons. The coding region runs from base 151 to 771 and encodes 206 amino acids. Gene Ontology annotation, biological process: cytoplasmic translation. Gene Ontology annotation, cellular component: cytosolic large ribosomal subunit; ribosome. Gene Ontology annotation, molecular function: RNA binding; structural constituent of ribosome. The record is from RefSeq and is a predicted model, not a curated record.
UAAAAACUCAAAUAAAGCGACGAAUGCGAAAGUAACUCCAUCUAUCGUGAACCGAAAAAGUUGUAGUGUGUUGAUUGAAUUUCCGUUUCCUUUUUCUGGUCUCAACAUUUUGUCUUUUGAGUUUUCAUUAUAAAGGAUAUUAAAUUAAUCAUGGGUUAUUAUAAGUAUACCCAAGAAUUAUGGAAAAAGAAGCAAUCAGAUGUGAUGCUUUUCUUACUCCGAUUGAGAACAUGGGAAUUCCGUCAACAACGUGUAAUUGUUAGAUGCCCACGACCAUCACGACCUGAAAAAGCUCGACGAUUAGGUUAUAAAUGUAAACAAGGUUUUGUUAUCUACAGAGUUAGAGUCCGACGAGGUUGUAGAAAACGACAAGUACCAAAGGGUGCCGUUUUUGGUAAACCCAAGAAUAUUGGUAUCAACCAAUUGAAACACAAGCGAAAUCUUCAAGCUAUCGCUGAGACCCGUAUUGGUAAACGUGUGGCUAAAGCUUUGAGAAUUCUUGGUUCUUAUUGGGUUGGCCAAGAUUCAACAUUCAAAUUUUAUGAGGUUAUCUGUAUUGAUCCUCAUCAUAAAGCCAUUCGACGUGAUCCUAAGGUUAACUGGAUCUGUGAUCCUGUUCAUAAGCACAGAGAAUGCCGAGGUUUGACAAGCGCUGGUAAGAAACAUCGUGGAUUAAGAGGACGCGGUCAUGGUUUCGCUAAGACAAUUGGUGGCUCUGUUUCAGCAUCUUGGAAACGAAGAAACACUUUACAAUUACGCCGAUACCGAUAAAAAUUUUGUUAACAUCAACAAUAAUUACAACUAUAAAUUUAAAAAUCCAAUAAAUGAAGUUGAAGGUGAUCAUCAUCAUCCCUUCAACUUUAUCAAAACUAA